Misgurnus anguillicaudatus (oriental weatherfish) is the source of this 2042-nucleotide messenger RNA. RefSeq lists its product as uncharacterized. The record is from RefSeq and is a predicted model, not a curated record. NCBI's taxonomy places the organism in Eukaryota, Metazoa, Chordata, Actinopteri, Cypriniformes, Cobitidae.
ACAUCUAACUUAAAUUACAAAAUUGUUAAAAUACAUUUGUAUUUUACUUAUGUUUGAAAGGAUUACUUUGAACACGCGCUCGCGAUAUUAAUGGACCGUGUUCGGUCUAUCUCCCCGCUUUUGCAUUUGGAUUUAAAUAAUUUCAAUUCUAUAGAGGCCGAAGAAAGCAGAUAUGUUUUGACAAGUCCUCGAUCUCUUGAGUCCUGCGCAAGACUUGGAGUUAAACCUGUUGACCUGGUGUUCAGAUCCCUCACUGAGUUCAUAGAGGAAAACCAGGAAUCCUCUUUGGAAGCGGUGACUGUGUUAUAUGAGGAAUACGAGAGAGAAAGAAGAGAACGACUGCGCAUGUGUCGCAAGGAGAGAGAAAAGCUCAUUCAAGAGACCAAAAAUAUAAAAUCAUCAUUUACGGCACUGGAAACCGUACAGGAACAAACAGCUGUGCGUCAAAGCACCCAAGACUACACGGUAAAAUACCAAAAUGGUUUUCCAAGCCCAUUAUCUUAUAAUAAAACCACAUCUAGCCAAAGGUUCCCCUAUAGUUUAAGUUUGGGGGACCUCCGGCGUUCCCCUGCAACGGAGAGACAGAUCAAGAGGCUUUCUCAAGAAAUCAAUAGUAAACUCAGCAUCACCGUCCCAGAGAAAGACCUUAAGCUUGCUGCAUUGUUGCUGGCCAAACAUGAGCAGGAACACAUCCAUUUACAACAGAGCAAGCUGGAGGAGCAGCAUCGGGAGGAGGAGCGCAGGCGAGAGGAGGUGCUGCGAGCUCAGUUGGAGCAAAAAAGGAGAAAACAACUUCUGCAGCGUAUCCGACACUGGCAGGAGGACCUGGAGGCCCGCAGGAGGAAGCGAAAAGAAGAGGAGGCGAUGUUUGUUGAGCAUUUUGAAAGGGAGGCGCUUAAACAGGAGGAGCGCUGGAGGAGAUCGGCAAAGGAGCAACGAGCUCAACGCAGGAGCAAACAAGAAGCGGCGAGUAAGGAAGAGAAAGAACGCAAGCGCUGCCAGGAGAGACUUAUAAAGGAAAAGGAGCGCAGUGAGGAGGCGCGGUGCGAGAGGGAGCUGCACGUUGCACGUGAGAAGGCGCAACACGCCCUGAGGAGCAAACAAAUGCAGGUAAAGAGAGCGAGGAGGAGGCUCAGGAUAGAAAAUCAAAGGGAGCUCCUCAAGCACCUCCUACUGAAGAAGGAGCUGGAGGAACAAGAACGCAAAGAGGAGGUGGUAAAAAGAGAAAGACUGCAGGAAAAACUGAGACACUCCCAAAAGAAACAAGCACUGUUGGCGGAGACCCGGCUGCAGGAGAUGCAAAAACGAUUAGCUAGAGAGGAGGAGCAGGUGUGGAGAGCGCAGCAGCGAGCGGGGCUGGAAAAAAAGGAUAGAUGGGAGCAUAGACACAGACUAGCGCAACGGUGCCAACUGCGGACAAAACAUGCCCUGCUUCAUGUGCAGGAGGAGUCUCAGCACAGAGCUCAGCGCACCAAGUGUGAAAACCAAGAAAAGGAGGCCACCCAUCGCAAACUGCAAGAUAAAGUCCUAAAGGAGGAGAAAGUGCAACUGGAGCAGAGAUACAAGGCUUUGGCAGAGAAGGAGGAGCGGAGAGAGAAGCUGCUGAAGGAAAGAGCGGAGGCCCAGGAGAGGAGUCGGAUGGUGGCGCGAGCCUCCUGCUUCAUGAGGGAGAGGGUGAAGGAGCAGACCUCCCCUCGCACUUUUGACCAGAUGACACGAGAAGCCGAGCUGAGCGCUCACCUGGAACGCCUGAAACUGAAUGCAACACAAUUAGAGCUGCGGCUAGAACGCUCAUCUCUCAAGUGCUUUUACUGAUAAUAUUAUGGUUUGUUUGAUGUUCAAGUGCACUCAGUGUUUGCUUUUCAUCCUCCUGGGAUUGACAUGACCUCAGCAUGGCUCAGUCAUUCUUUAAGAAUUGAGCUAUAUGAACAUAUUGAUGCCGUAUUGUAGUGAACAGUGAAGGAGAAUGAAGGUGUAUUGGCUUGUAUUGUACAUUUACAAUUGAACUACAAAGACAGUUUUGUAUUGUAUUGUAUUUUUGU